This is a messenger RNA of Heteronotia binoei (common prickly gecko), 2004 nucleotides long. It is a transcript of the gene ASB2, whose product is annotated as ankyrin repeat and SOCS box containing 2. Gene Ontology annotation, molecular function: protein binding. The record is from RefSeq and is a predicted model, not a curated record. Lineage: Eukaryota; Metazoa; Chordata; Lepidosauria; Squamata; Gekkonidae. The transcript is spliced from 9 exons. The coding region runs from base 16 to 1950 and encodes 644 amino acids. Gene Ontology annotation, biological process: intracellular signal transduction.
ACGGGACAGCAGAAGAUGACGACGCAGGUCACAGUGGCAAGGAAUGCACAGACAGGGACAAUAAACCAUGAGGACUACAGUCUGUACAGUAGUAUGAGUGAACAGGAACUCAUUGAGAUGGCCAUAGAGCAGAGCCUAACAGAAGGAUCAGCAGAGCAAACGCCAGCCAAGACAGCUGUCAGGGAGCAGGCACAGGCUGCGCUCAGUGAACCUUACUACAGCCAGAAUUUUUACCUUUACCCUUGGCAAAGGCAAGCUGCACAGUCCGGAGGCCAGACUCAGACAUCCAGCUCAGGGUCACCUAGUGCAGUAUGGCGGAGAUACGAUGGAACCCUCUUCAGAAGACCUCAGCCAGAAGUUCUGGAUCCUGUUAUAUCGGCGAUUAGGGAAGGAGAUGAAGAGACCCUGCUUGCCAUGAUAAAGUCAGGAAAAAACCUUGCGCAGCCUAACAAAGACGGAUGGCUGCCUCUCCAUGAAGCUGCUUAUUAUGGAAAAGAUGGCUGCUUGAAACUGCUCCAGAAAUCAUACCCUGGGACAAUUGAUCAGCGUACACUCCAGGAGGAAACACCACUCUACUUAGCAACAAACAAAGGACACCUUGAGUGUGUGCAUUCUUUGCUGCAGGCUGGAGCAGAACCUGAUAUUGCAAACAAGUCUAGAGAGACCCCACUCUAUAAAGCCUGUGAACGCAAAAAUGUUGAUGCUGUACGGAUGCUGCUGCAGUACAAUGCUGAUGCAAACCACCGAUGCAACCGAGGAUGGACUGCUCUUCAUGAAGCAGUUGGCCGGAAUGACUUGGAAAUAAUAGAUCUUUUGGUCAAAGGAGGUGCCAAGAUUGAAUCUGCAAAUUGCUACGGGAUAACUUCUUUAUUUGUAGCAGCUGAGAGUGGCCACUUGGAAGCCUUGAGAUACCUGGCCAAAUGUGGUGCUGAAAUCAACACCCAAGCCAGUGAUAAGGCCUCUGCUCUCUAUGAAGCUUGUAAAAAUGGGCAUGAGAAUAUUGUGAAGUUCCUUUUAUCCCAAGGUGCAGAUGCUAACAAAACCAACAAAGAUGGACUGUUACCCAUUCACGUGGCCUCCAAAAAAGGCUACUUGGAGAUUGUCAAAAUGCUGCUCCCGGUAACCAGCCGCACUCGGAUCAAGCGCAGCGGCACCAGCCCUUUGCAUUUCGCAGCUGAGCAUAACCGCGACGAUGUCUUGGAAGAGCUGAUUGAUGCCGGCUUUGAUGUGAACGCCAUCCUCUCUGAUGAGCGUGCCCGCCUCUAUGAGGAUCGGCGCACCACUGUCCUCUACUUCGCUGUUGCUAACAACAAUGUCUAUGCUACUGAGCUGCUGCUUGAGGCUGGGGCAAAUCCCAACGUCGACCUCAUCAACCCACUGCUCAUCUCCAUCCGCCAUGGCAGUAUAAAGAUAAUGAAGCUGCUUCUGGAUUAUGGAGCCAAUAUCAAUGCUUACAUUUCUUCCCAUCCUACUACUUUCCCUGCUACCGUCAUGUUUUCUAUGAAGUACUUGGUUCUGCUGAAAUUCCUGAUGGACAUGGGCUGUGACGCCAACUCCUGUUUUCAGUGUUAUUAUGGGUGUGGCCCCCAUCCUGCCAUAGAAGCUAGGAGGGACAGAUAUAAUGAUCCCCUGAUGGAGAAAGAUCCAGAUCCAGUACAGUUUUGUGAAAUGGUUUCUACUCCUGAAAUGUGUCGUUGGGCAGGGCCAAUCAUUGAUGUUUUGUUGGAUUACGUGGGGAAUGUACAACUUUGUUCCCGGCUGAAGGAGCAUAUUGACAGCUAUGAAGGCUGGGCUAAUAUUAAAAAGAAAGCAGAGCUUCCAAGGCCACUUGCGCACCUUUGCCGGAUCAAAGUUCGAACUGUGAUUGGAAAGGACCGUAUACCACUUAUUGACAGUUUGCCUCUGCCAGGAAGACUGAUUCGCUUUUUACAACAUGACUUUACUCACUGAUCCGAGAUGAAUUUGGCAAUCAAAAAUAUCCUGGAGAGACAUCUAUGUUUAUGA